This is a messenger RNA of Fusarium falciforme, 903 nucleotides long. Its product is annotated as NmrA domain-containing protein. The coding region runs from base 1 to 903 and encodes 300 amino acids. The transcript has 4 exons. NCBI's taxonomy places the organism in Eukaryota, Fungi, Ascomycota, Sordariomycetes, Hypocreales, Nectriaceae. The record is from RefSeq and is a predicted model, not a curated record.
AUGUCUUCUACCGUGGCGGUGGCCGGUGGCACCGGUGGUCUGGGCCGGGCACUCAUCGAGGCUAUACUUGCAGAUGGAAAGUUUGAUGUUGUCAUUCUGGCCAGAAAGUACGACGAAGAAAAGGAAAAGCAGAUUGGAGCUCGUAUCCUUCAGGUUGACUACACCAACAUUGAAGCCCUGACCAAGGUCCUGGAGGACCUCUCUACUGAGCCAGAGUUCAACCUCAUUGCGGCUGCUGAUAAAUCUACCCCCACGAAGCGUUACGUUGGAAACGUCUGGGGAGUGGACUACACGGAUGAGUUCGUGAACAGGUCUCCUCUCUUCCAAGCCAAACAUGCUGUCACAGACGCAUUGGACUCUACCAGUCUUGAACAUACUGUCUGGUAUACAGGCUACUUUGCCGACUACUAUCUGAUGCCUCACGCCAAGUCAUAUCUCAAUAUGAUGACUGCGGUGGUCGACAUGGCAAACAAUACUGCCGCGAUCCCCGGGUCCGGCAAUGUUCCUGUGGUGUUUACUUACACCCAAGACGUUGCCAGAUAUGUCGCUGCUUCCCUCACACUUCCACGAUGGUCAUCGCGCACUUGGCUCGUAGGUGACAAGGUGACCUGGAAUGAGGUUGUAGCCCUCGCAGAGAGCGCCAAGGGGGUCAAGUUCAACGUCACCUACGAUUCAGUGGAGACGAUGAAGGCCGGGAGAGUCACCGCCCUGCCAAGCCACCUGCAAAUGAGAGCCUUCAUACCCCAGGAAGUUUUGGAAGGCAUCCUCUCGCUAUACGGACUCUUGUUUGAAGCUGGCGUGUUCGAUUUGAACCCUGAGCACACUAUCAGGCAGGAUUUUCCAGAGAUCAAGGUGAAGACGUUCAAGGAACUGAUCACGGAAGCGUGGGGUAGGAAAUCAUAG